CGAGGUAUCUCACAAAAGCUGGUCGCGUAGCAUUUUGCCGCAUCGUAGGGAUCUCAUGCUUUUCGAACUUGCGUGUGUUGGAUUAUAUGAUAUUUUUUUGUUCAUUUUCGGCGAGUCACAGAGCUCAGUCAGUUGGAUUCCGCUACUCGGUAGUAGCGGUUCGGUUUCGUGCGUGGAGGGUAUCGCCAGUUCCGCAACCGUUUGGGGAGACAAUUUCGAAGCAGACGAUUACUCGGUGAAUUAUUUCGUAUCAGACGAAAACAUGCGUUCGCUGGGCGCCGGAAAAGAACUGCGAGUUGGGAGGAAGGAUUGCCCUUAGAUUGCCACCCCACUCACUCUUGGUGAAAAGUGAGAGUGUCUUCCUUCGUUUUGGAAUUUAUCUAUGCUUUCGCGGCUGUGGUUUAAUAUGUUGCUGUUGUUGUGGAGCGGAAUUGGGAUGAUGAAGGAAACAAAACAGAAAACUUAGCAUGAUGAAAAGUGGGAAAUUUUAUUUGCUGUGCUGUGGAGAAAAUUUGAAAUUCUUGCCGGCGUGAUUGUUGUGUGGUGUGUGAAUCGGAUCGGUGGAUCCAUCAGACGAAAAUAAAAGUGUGAGAUUUUCGGGAAGAAAAUUUAUGUACUGUAUAUUUUGGCCCGCAUUUAGUGUCAUAAUAGAAGCCGCGUGAGGUCGGAUGCGACCGCUAGUUGGGGCCAACAUAAUUUGUGGUACCAGUUCGGAACAGAAGGGCGCCGCCUGUUGCACUGCGGCUUUAAGCGGUUCGUUGUUUCAUGAAAAAAAUAAAUAAUAAAUCGUUCAGAUGCGACGCGGGUUUUCGUCUGGUUUGGAGCAAAUUGUGUGGUGAUGAGUGGGUAAAUUUACAUGAUGCAGGACAGAUGCAGCAAGUGCGAUGAAAGUAUGCUAAAUAAAUUGUUGUUGAUCAGCUGAAAUAUAGGCGUCUCCCGCGGCGUGCAAAAAAAAUGUGCAGAUACAGAUCUCAGAUUAAUUUUUCUGUGGUGCUAACUUGAGACAGCGCCGAGGUUAAACAAGCCAGGAAAUCGAUAUCAAACGUCAUUUCACGACAGAAUAUUAUUGGAAGUAUCGAAAAUAAACGUAGAAGUGGUCGCUAGUCGAUUUUGUGAAAUAAAAACAAAAGAUAUUCGGCACGGCAUGUCAACAAAAACUUGUUCCUUAGUGGCUGUAAGCUGGUAGCAUGAAUUGAAUUCGUCGUCGGAAACCGAUUAACUACACGACUGAUCAAGGUCAUAUCCAUGGAGCCAAGGAAAGGAUACAUUGGACGAUUUGAGUAGCAGCCACGACAUUGGAUAUUGAAUGGUAAUGCGCGCGGGAAAUCGAUGAAAUUAUACCAUUCUGUUUCUUCCCCCCAAAACCAGUCGUGCAGAAGCAGAAACGAGAGAAACCAUUUUAGCGGUUCGGUUUGCCGCUCACCGAAAGGACAUCCCAAACCACGGCUCUCGGCCAGAUCCGUAACAGAAUGGUACGAGCUGUAAUAUUUUUACGAUCACAUCAAAUUGUUCUCCAAUGUCGACUGUACGACGGCUAUAGUUACUACUGCUUCUCGGGAGAAAUCUGUUGCUACCAGCAUCCGGACCACACUCAAUGUGUUGCACAAUUUAGACCUUGGUCCUGGUCUUGUGCCAAUUCAUCCGACGACGACAACGGUGACGAUGAUGCUGAUGACGUCUCACUUGUAGCUGAUGCUGAUGAAGAUGAUGAAAAUAUUAAGAUAAAGAAUGAUUGCUCAAACAGAAACACUUUUAUAUCUUCCGUUGGCCCGCUGACUCAUUCGAGGAACUAUGAUAACCGAGGACAGUGAUGGUGGUGGAAAGUAAACAAUAAAUAUUUUCAGGACAAAAAUUGAACGGAUGCGCGGGGGGUUGGGAAUAUCAGGACUUGCAGAAAAUAUGCAUAUAACGGAAGAGAAUCUAGCGAUAACCGCGCUGGAAACGUCGGUGACAGCUUCUGGGGCGGCAGGUGGUGAGAAAGUAGUGGCAAACGAAAUCACCACUGUCAGGGAAAUCAUUUACGGAAUGGAACAGUUGGAACUAAAUAACACCGAUUACGGGCUGGGAAUUUCGCAAGUUGGGUCACACAAUAACGACGAAGGCAUUGUUAAAUCAAACGUCACUACUGUGAAUAGUACCGAACAAGUGAUUGAUAGCUUCUACUUCUACGAGACUGAACAAUUUGCAGUAUUAUGGAUUUUAUUGAUAGUAAUUGUACUAGGUAAUACGGCUGUGUUAAUUACACUGUUUUUAAACAAGAAUCGCAAAUCGAGGAUGAACUUCUUCAUCAAGCAGCUGGCAAUCGCAGACCUCAGUGUAGGAUUGCUGAGCGUACUGACGGAUAUCGUGCAGCGGAUUACUAUUUCCUGGCUGGCGGGAAACAUUGCCUGCAAAGUGAUACGCUUCGUCCAGGUGUGGGUCACGUAUGCGUCAACCUACGUGCUGGUAGCUCUCAGCAUCGAUCGCUACGAUGCAAUAACUCACCCAAUGAACUUCUCCGGAUGCUGGAAGAGAGCUAAACGGCUGGUGGCGACUGCAUGGGGUUUCAGUGCCGUGUUUUCAUCGCCCAUGUUUUAUCUCUACGAGGAGCGAGUUAUUCAAGACCAGCUGCAAUGUUGGAUAGACUUGGGUGAUGCUUUCCGGUGGCAGCUUUACAUGUGCUGGGUGGCAACAUCAUUGUUCGUGAUUCCGGCAUUCAUUAUCUCGGCUUGUUACGUUAUCAUUAUCAAAACCAUCUGGUCGAAGGGAUCCAUGCUGGCACCAGUUGGUGGGAAGUGUCGAUAUCAGAACGGUAGUGCUGAUUUCGCCAGCCGCCGCGCCAGCUCCCGAGGAAUAAUUCCCCGAGCGAAGGUGAAAACCGUCAAGAUGACCAUCGUAAUAGUGAUUGUGUUUGUCCUCUGCUGGUCCCCGUACAUAGUGUUCGAUCUGCUGCAAGUGUUCGAGCAGAUCCCGAGAACCCAAACCAACAUCGCCAUCGCAACCUUCAUCCAAAGCCUAGCGCCCCUGAACUCGGCCGCAAAUCCGUUAAUAUAUUGUGUCUUUUCGACGCACUUUGUCAGGACGCUAAAAAGACUCCCACCAUUCCGAUGGCUUUUCUCGUCAGGCCUAUGCUGUUCCAGUCCGGAGGAUGCGAGCGUUCACAGUGGCUGCCGGCAGUCGGCAAAUGGAAGUCGAUUACGAAACCAGCACAGUAGUGAUUCCAUGAGAACCCUCACCACAUCGUUGACGGUUUCAGCGCGGAGGUCAACCACCCUGAUUCGGACGCCGAGGGUGAUUGUGUAACAGUAGGGGAUCCCAGCAGCCGCCCCCGGGGGGUUCUGUGGUGAACCGCUUAGGGGUUAGAUUUUCCCGGUACAAAAUUUGCUAGCGAAUAGAAGCAGCGCACGAAGAUCUAGUCAAAUUUUUAAUUUAAAGUCUAAAACUAAUUAUAAAACAAUUUUAGAGAGAGGUUUUCCAUAGUUAGCAGAUCGUUUUUCGAUAGACAUUCGGGGGUAAUAUUUAAUUAUUCUUCUUAUAGAGAACUCUUGUUGUUUGUUGGCCAGAGUAAUAGCUAAGGUGUACAUAGAAAUAUUGUAAUGAGUGCCAGUUGCGAGAACCAUUUUAGCCUUACGGACACUAUUUUAGACGGCGUUAUAUAAGUGCUUUAUAUGUAUGCGAUACACAGGUGUAUACCAAAAACUGAGGACAAAAAUCCAUGAUUGAAUAUACGUUUAGUGUAAAUUUUAAUGCAUUUAUACGGAAGAUUCGUAGAAAAUAAUGUAUGUAUAUUAAGCAAACAGCGUUAUAACUUAGUAUUAAUCAUUAGACUGAUAUUACAGUGUAUAUUGUAGAUGUAAUAAUUUAACCACCCAUGAAAAUAGCAUUGAAAAAGUUUAUAAAGAAUGUUAGAGAGU
Messenger RNA from Toxorhynchites rutilus septentrionalis, 3893 nucleotides. Its product is annotated as cardioacceleratory peptide receptor-like. The transcript has 10 exons. The record is from RefSeq and is a predicted model, not a curated record. Gene Ontology annotation, biological process: G protein-coupled receptor signaling pathway. Gene Ontology annotation, molecular function: vasopressin receptor activity; DNA binding. Gene Ontology annotation, cellular component: membrane; nucleus. NCBI's taxonomy places the organism in Eukaryota, Metazoa, Arthropoda, Insecta, Diptera, Culicidae. The coding region runs from base 1861 to 3282 and encodes 473 amino acids.